CACACACACACUGGUGAAACCUGCUUAAGGGCUCGACAGGCCAGCCGGAGAGGAGAUCCGUCUGGUGCUUCCCUCAUGGUGCUCGGUGCAUGUGGCUAUUGUGCAGUCGCUCAUGUGUGGAUAAAUGUCUUUUCCACCAGAUCGUGAUGAUAUGGCCGUAAAGCUUUAUUAACAGCGCACAGAAUAAGGUUGGAUUACGAUUCGGACAUUGGAUAAACACUCGCGUCGGUUUUUGUUACAUCCAUAGCGCGCCACGCGUUUCUGGUUUGGAGAUGAGCAGGGCGUUUAUCCAGGAACGUUUUAUUUGUUGCUGCUGCGCUUUUGGGCACCGUGCGUGGUUUCACCCACCAGAGCUCAGAGAACUUAUUCACAAGGCAGAAAGUCCUGAAACUCUGAAACUAGAAAGUGCAGAUUCAGUCAGGCCCAUGGUGUUGGCAACAGAUGUGAUUUAUAUUUUUAUCAAUGAUAUCUGAUGAUGUAGACCUUUAAUGAUAUAAUCGUAGCAAGCAGGUAGUAAGUAUUACAAUAUACAAGUAGGUUUAUGGCUUUUAGAGGAUCUAAUAUGACUAAAACAGUUGAAUGCUGCAGCAUCGUUGCAAUAUUUUAAUAGGUUGAAAUGUUAGAAUAGUGUGCAGAUACAUAGGAUUUUAGUGUGUGUUUAUAUUGACAUUUAAAAUAAUCUUGACUGAAGAUGCUUUGGUGAUAUCGCCAGGCUUCGGCUAUGUUUACAUGUACUUUAAAACAAAUGAUAGUGUCCACUUAGCGUGCUUUGUUUAUCACACUAUGCUAUCAAGUAUUGUUAAGGGUGCAGGUGUUAAACAAAUCAGGGCAAAGAGACCAAUACUUGCACCCUAGAACAUGUUCCUUAAGGCAGAUAUUCACCCUAAUCAGACAACCCUGCUGCUAUGGACUAUUUUUAUCUUUGAUAGUUUAAGGUUCCCAAAUUACUGCACAGCAUGGUACAACUUUGAACCUGCAUGUGGCUGUUUAGUAUGUGAUUGUUCAACUGGAAAAUUAUUUUGCCAUUGCAUAUUGACCGAGGACCUGCGGUCCACGUUUAGAUGCAGGGAUGAUUCUGCUGUACGCACGUGGUAAAGUUCAUCAAAAAUCAAUUCAGAUUAGGCCUAAUUACCAUCACCACCUCUGAAAGCUACAACACUGUACCUGAAUAGCUCAAUAGAGAUGGCCAGUCUAACCUUGAGGAUGAAUAUGAAUGAGUAACUAGGACAUUAGAACAGAUAACAAAGUGGGUUAUACAGAACAAAAAUAAAAUGGAGAAGAAAAAAGAUUGGCCUGAAGUUGACAGAAUUGCCUCUUAUAUUUCCACAAAAAAGUUGCAUAGCCUUAUGACAGAUAUUAUUUCUAAAACAUAAUAUAUAUUUUUCCAUAUUGUCCCACACAUUAUUAUUACUGUCUCUGUUCCCUGAUAAAAAGUGUUCCAGGUAUCAUUGGCCUUUACCAGAGUGGCUUUUAAGUGCAACAGUUUAAUGAUGUCACUGUAUGAUUCAGUCAGUUUAAUGAUGUGUCACUCUAUUCAGUCACUGAGUCAGCUCGUCAAACCAAUGUGCAAGUUUGGUCAGUCAACAAACCCAUUACCUUGCCAGUCAUACAGCCAGUCAGGUGGCAAGAUAUCCAUUCAGUCAUUAAUACAUCCUGCAAAUCAGCUAGCAAAGUCAGUCAGUGAUUGUACAGCCAGAAAAUCAGUGUCGGGUAGUCAAUACUCAAGUUAGCUAGUUAUGCAGUGACGCUGUGGACAGAUAUGUUAACGGAAGCCACGAACCAGCUAUUAAGUACACCUGUCUUAGCUAAACAGAUGUCUUGCUGUGUCAGUGGUGAAGGUGAACGCCAUGAGUUUCCAGCACAGCUCGAGCUGUCAACAAAGGCCUACUUUCUGUAUUUUGUGUUAUAAAAGGCAGUGACGAUGUACAGAGGAUCUCUUCAAUAGGUUGUUAUCGUUACAGUCUUCCCUCAGCAUAGAUAGGAUGGGAUUAGAUGAUUGUUUUUUCAUCUUUUUUCAAGGAUUUUUGCCUUGCUGUUUCAUGUUGACAUCACCAUUCACUGUUCAGUGCCAGUGUUCAAUUAUACGUUUACAUGUGGUUUUAGAGACUCAUAUGCUACGCAUCCACACCUGGCCUGAAAAUGCCCAUUAUGCAUCUCCCAUGGCUAUAUUUAUUUAAAUCUAUGUUCGUGUCCCUCUUCCACACUCUGCUGCUGCUGCAUCUCUUUACAUGGCUUUAAUGAGUCUGUGUGCCUGUAGUGUACAAUGCAGGAUUUACUUUGACAUCUGGUUUUGAGGAUCCAGUGUCAAUUUUAGCCAAAUCCAAUUGUUGUGUACACUGUGUGCUGCCACAGGGCGUGUUCUGGCUUGAUUGGGUGAUGAAAGUUAUCACAGCAAAACACAAGUAGAGCUUAUUGCAGACCUUGAAACAGCAUAUGUUUCAGUCCAGUAAACUUUGUUGGGCAAUGAAAUCUGGGCAGAAACUGAAAUGUUGGUGUUGGUAGACUGAAUGGUAUUUUUAUAAGUUGGUGUAAAAAAAAUCUGUGUAAUUUGUGUGUUGGUUUUCACCUCUCAGAUAUUUCUCCAUUUGCAAUCACGUAUGUGUGGAAAAUGAUUUGUCGCCACAGUGAUUAAUGUUUGGGAGUUAUCCUAAUAAGGACCAACUGGUAUGUGUUUGUAAGUGAGAUCACAUGUCUUUUCAUGGGCACAUGCCUAUUUAUAUGUUGCCACAUAGGACAUUACAGUCCCCAACAGUGAGAUUAAACAGUUGCCUUUAAAAGUCAGUGUGGUGCCACUGAAAACUCUCCUGAAGUGGUUAAGUCCACCCAUUUUAUUUAUGAUUACAUUUAUGUUUUUACAGGUAGUCAGCUAAGUUAAGCAUGCAUAACUUUUUCAAGUGUUGUUUGACAUUUGUAUGUCAUUCGCGCUGUGGUUUAUCUCAGGAAGUCAGACCUCAGUCCUGCCAAACUCAUAUUGGUGUGCAGAAAAUUGAGAAUUGGGAUAGUGAAGCCUUUUCAGAACAUGAGGCAGCCAAUUGAUUGGAUGAAAGUUUUAAAAAUGCCCGCUUUUGGAAACAGCUAAUCGGGUUGUUUUUUUGUUUGUUUGUUUGGCACAGAGAAGCCAUAAUGUAAUUUCAGUUAAUGCAGGGUUAAUUUGUUUAAGAUGAGAUGGAUAUGCAACAAUGCGUCAAGACUUCACCUUGCUCUCCGUUAAGCUGCAGCAUGUUUUUUGUGACACAUGCUUUUAAUGCUGAGUUGAAGAUUUUACAUACUAGCACAUGUAAGUAGAACUUACACCAUCUAUUUUUAUAUUUCAGUUUACUACAGUUUCUAAAAUGUCAGUGUGUGUAUGUACUAAAUGCUAAAACAUUGGCAUUUUUAUCAUGUGUGACUGAACACUGACAGAGUACAGUAAGCUUAAUUUCCUAGAUUGACAACAUUAGGAGAACCAGAAAUCACAGCACAUGAACUUUAUCAUUCAGUGAUACUGUGUGUUGAAAAUGCCCUAAAGAACAGGUGAAAAGGUACGUUUUUAACCACUGGGGAACUCUGUCAGUAGGCCACAUCAUUGUGCACAUCCUCUCUUGUGGUCAGGUGAUAUUACUGGUGUGUCGACACAGCCAGCAGUCAGCAUCAUGUCCGAGAGUGUGGAGUCCCUCCAUUAGGAGGAAGUCCUGUCAUACCGCCUCCGUACAGCCAUCAGAAAUAACUAUGAGAAAGCAGUGGCUGGUUGUAGAGUCAAUAGGACUGUGCUGCAUGUAGACAUUUGUUGUCAUACAUAUAUGCUUACAUACACACAUUCUUAUAGGGUGAAACAUGACAGACUAAUGUUUCUUUAUUGGUUGAGCAGCAAAGAAGCUGAAGUCUGACUUCGUGACAGAUGAGAAAGUUUCGCUCUUUUGACAUGGAUUUAGCUCAUCUGUUCCCUCUGAAAGAGCAAAUGAGGAUUUGUCUCCAAAAAUAAGAGUUGUUCCCAUAUGGGAAAAGCUUUGAUAAACUGAUUGCUGGCUGGUACAAACAGAAAUCACUAUGAUUUAUCACUGAAGAUAGAACUUAAACAUAUUUGCUUAUAAAAUAUGUAACAUGAGAGAAGAUAUCAUCAGGUGCAUUUGUGAAAUAUUGCACUAUAUUACAGCAAUGGAUGUUGAGUAUCAUUUGUAAGGAAUGUCAGGUGGUGUUUUUCGCUGAAAAUGGCUUUUAUGUAAAACUCAACUUUUCAAACAUGACAGUGAAUGUUUUCUAUGGGAGAGGAGAAUAUGAUGCCUUAUUAUCAGAAUUUUUGAGAUAUCAAAUUCAGAUUCUUUUUCAAUGCACUUAAGUAUUUUGGUCACAUCUCCUCAUUUCAUUUUUUAACAGAGGUUCAUAUUCAUAUUUUUUCUGCCGUAUUAGCAAUUGUUGCAGUGUUAUGCUGAUCUGCAACAGUUGUCUGUCAAGUAUUCUACUGGGAGGUGAGGAAGGAAAUGUCAUUUUCAGAUAAUAUUUUUUUAUUGAUCAUGUGAAAUUGGUCUCUCAGCUUGUGGAGAUCAGGCAAUAAUUUUCUUUCUCAAAAAGUGCAUCAUGGGACAUCCAGGACUGCUGUAGGCCUCUCUUGUCUGUGAGAUGAGAGGUCAAAGUGGAUGUGUUGAUACUUAAAAUCAGAGGUCAGGAUAUCAGUAAUUUCUGUUUGCUUGAUUCUUAUUUAACACCUAUACAAGAGUAAGUUUAAGCAUGGAGCAGAAUAUAAUGGAUAUUCCAUUGUCCACAGAAGACUUAGGCACAUUUUGACAUUUAGUUUAUCUAGAAUAACUAGAAAACCACACAGAAACGGAGUAAAACUUUAAUUAAUGAUCUGGCAACAUUGGAAGCCUCCAGCAGUAAGCAGUAAGUGAAGUGUAGAUUUGGAGGCUGGACCGAAGAGCCCCAGGACACCUUUGCUCUCAUUACCUGAGUCAGAGUAGAAGUCACUUCACAACUACGUCUGUCUGUUGCCACGGAAACGGGAGAAUCCCUGGUGCCAGUGUGUUAUUUGUGCAUGUGUGUGUCUUGUUUAAGCCCUUGUACUACAUAUAGCCUGUUUAGGAGUAAGUGAAGAAAGUGGUCUGUAUAUGUCAAGAUAGUUAUGCUACACUGGGGUUUUUAAGCCCGAGUCCACACUGGCAGGUUUUUCUGAAAGACUUCUUAACAGAAGUAAUUAGGCUGCUGUUGGUCCUGGAUUGGGAUUUGCAACCGUCUAGAUGCCAUAGCACGCUUUAAAUGAGACUCAGAAUCCUAAGAGAAAUUUAGUUGUUGAUUACCCUAUAAAACAUAGACCGUAGAUGUAAAUUGAGGCAGUAAAGUAACUUUUGUGUUGUGACUGUGACCUAUACAGAGUCAUUCACCUCUGUAAAAGCUCAGUUUAACUGAGAUUUUCCCCUAAUGCAUAGAGCUUUUCAUUGGCAGUUUUUCAUGUAUUCAAGGUAAUCAAUUGUCUAAAAUUACUGAUCUGUAUGUGUUUCCCCUUCCCUGCUUAUUUCUAUUCAGGUUGGCAGGGUGCUAGGAUGCAUCCCAGCAUGCAUUAGGUGAAAGGGCCCCAGAGCUAACAGAUGAGCAAAGAUAGACUGUCAAUUUCUCUCAAGCUCACAAUCACAACUAAUUCCAGUGUAGAGCCUUCACCACAGCUAGAUGUCUUUAGACUGUGGAGGGAAAAUCACACCAAUAAUCAGGGAGAACAUGCAAACUACACACAGAUUUACUCUUUUACUAUGAGAAGAGAGGGGUAAGGGAGGGAUGAGUACACUUGAGUUUAAGUAUUAUACCAACUAAAAUUAACAUAACUUUCUUGAAUGAUGGAAUUGGACCUUUUAAAUGAGGUUGUUUUCUGGCUUCAGUAGUUGCUAGGCUGGACUGACUUUCCGGUCCCAAUUUCCCAUUAUAGUUAAUGGCGAGUGUUAAUCUUUCCCCCUGAUAAAAAUAGAACCUGGAAAGGUGGCAAAUGCAUUAAUAUGGAUUCUCUUAAUUCUGGUUGAUUAUAACUUAUUUUUAUCUAACAGCUCUGUUUCAAAUGAAUUCUGUCUUCAUGACAGCUAAAUUUCAACAAGGAAAACAUCAUGUGUUCAGAAAAGGUUUAGGAAUAAAGUCCCCCAAUUAUACUCCACCUGUAGCUUACUACUUCAUCUUCAUCAUGUCAGCCCCUAGAAAAACCUAGGAAGGAUAAACACAACUUCUUUACCCAUAUUUGAUUUGGACUGGUUUUGUAUUCUACUCCUGACAGACUGAUGUUCCCCUGUCUAUUUGACUGCAGUUUGGCUCGUCUGUAAAAGCUAAAAGCAGCAUCACAGCAAGUCGCCUCUGCUUUAUUGCGCAGUUCUUAAUUGGUUCAUUGUCAAAAGUAGGAGUUCAGAAAUGUCAACCGGAGUUUGAGGAUAAAAGGACUCGCCAGGGUUCUUACAGAGGCCUGGAAAUCUGGAAACGUUUUUGUCUAAAUUCAGGAACAAACUAUGCAGUUUGAAAACGUGAUUAUAAACCUGAUUUGUCUACACAGUCUGCACUGGUCUGUGCAAAACAGGCAAAUCAUUACAGUCGGCUUACAUCUGGUAGUACAAGGAGUCUGAUGAUCUCUUGUGUAUUUGUGCCUAUAACUGUCUACAGUAAUAUCAAACAUGUUCAAAAUUUUGACUUCAGUUUAGGAAAAGUCAUGAUCCUGUAGUUUGAGCUGGUUAAAUUGAUUACAGUGUAUUUGCCUGUGGCUGUGCUCUGCAAAGGCCAGUUGUUAAUUGUGUGAUGGUGAGUGUUUUCAUACUCGGCAAGACUUUAAAAAUCUACUCCUGGCUUUCCUGAAUAUUACUGCAAACAUUAUUAAAAUUAUGCAAAAAUAUUGUUGUUUCAACUUGAUUGACAGUUUAAAUAGAAAUUACUUUUUCCAGUCUAAUUGCCUUGCUACUAUGACUGAAGAUCAUGUUGAACACUAACUAAAAUCGUCAACUUCAGUCAAUAGAGAAGCUGUGAAAACCAAAACACAAUUUCCUUCAAGUGACUUUAGUGAAGAAGAUGUGCGACCCAUAGAUAUGUUCUGACAGACAGAUCACUAAACACAGGAGCAGAAGCUUUGUUUUGCUUUUAAUUUCACGCAACACCCUCUCUAAUCACAGUGAUACCUCUGUAUUCAGGCCCAUACCUGUGUGAUAACACGAUUUACACAGCUGUUACCUUGAAAGGUAUUUAAUUUCCCAUUACAAGGCCUUAAGAGCAAUCUGACCUUUGUCUCUCACACAGUGGCUUCUUGUUGACAUUGUUAAGGCAGACAAUCUGGUUAAUGAAGUUGUUCAUGUUUCGAAAUAUAACCAUCUCACCUGUGGCUCUUGUUUUGAAUACUUUAAAUACCAAGCAGGACUCCAUUUAUGUCCCUGAAUGAAACCCAAAUCACAUCAUUUUUUUAUUAAGAUAUGUGUUAUGUUGGGUCAACCCUUCUGUGGCCUCUUUUCUAUGUUGCUCUGUAACCGAUGUCUUGUUUUUUGGAGACAUCACUAGACUACAAAACUUUUCAAAUAGAAAAACAUUUUAAGUACAAGCUUUGUCUCCCUCUGCUGGAGUUUCAGUGGAACUACAAAUUUACACAUGUGGGCAAAUACACUGUCAGUGUUGGUGUAGGCUCAGGCUCUGCAGAUCAGUUUUUUAAACCAUGAAUUAAAUAGAAGCAUUUUUUCUGUUUCUCUCAGAUUCUCUGAUAUAUGAAAUUUUAGGUUCCCCAUAAGAACAUCUUUUCUAGCGGUUAGCCUGUGUACUCACUACCCACUAUGAUAGUUUAUCAUAAAGUCACAGGAUAAACAAAUGUUUGUCAGCCCUAGGAAGAUGUUAGGAUGAGAUGUGAUUUAAUUUCAAUCAGAUAGUAAUGCUUUACCAUCAUACUCUCACGUUCUGUCCAGUUAUUUGGUGUCUUACUGUCUGCUAAGUGUUGUCUGCUUGUGCAUAAGUCUGUCCAUACAUUUGGGACACCCGCGGCAUGUCGCACCCAAACUGCAUUAAGCAACUAUCACUUGCAGCUCUUCAUCUUACCAGGUCACUGUUCCACUCUUGCAAUGAUUUAAGCUAAUUUACAGACAAAAAAAGAAGCCAAACAUGUCCAUAUUUUGAAGUUUAUAGGUAAUAUUUGUUUUUUUUAUAUUGGUUACAAGUAAGGCUGCACGUAUUGUAUAUAGUAGAUAUAUCAAAGGAGAACAAAUCAGACAACAUUGAGGCUGCUCUGCAUUUCUCAGUGCAUAUGAUACAUAUUAUACCAAGCUGGUGGAAUGGAGCAGUGUGGUGUCAGGUGCAUGAGGCCGAGUUGGACCAAACUGUUUUAACUUAGAUCACCACUAGAGGGCAACAACAAAUGUUAUUCCACCAUUGAUGCUGUAAUAAAAAAGUUAAUAUUAAAAUGAAAUAAAGAAUAUAAUUUCAUGCAUUUUUUUUUACUUAUCAAUAGUUACAUAUACAAUACUUGUUACAUGUGUUUUUAAAUGCUGAUCCACAUGCAGUAUAUAUGCAGUAAAAGUGUGCCUGGCUCUGUAAGGUGUUGUGGGAAAAGCAUAUAUCCAUCAGCAUAAGCUGUGUUAGGGAAGCCAGAGCACUCGUUUUACAUGCACACAGAGACAGUGUGCCUCAUGCAGAGUAAUGGUGCAGGUAACAUGAGUUUAAUUGUCCUGCCAGCUGAAUUAAUAUUGUGGGAAAUGUGUACGAAACGUUACUGUGACCUUAAAAUAUUCACUUCUGUUUUAUAUUUAGGUCCAGGGUUUGGCCUUGUGGUUUCUCAGCACUCUACAACCAGAAAAAAACACACAAAGCUGUAAUGUUUGCUGUGUGUCUUCUGAUGCAUUAUGCAUGCGUCAACAUCGCAUAGAAAUGUUGCUGUUGAUUUUAGUGAUAGUUCUCCAUUUCAUCUAACUUAUCAAUUUUAUCUUUUUAAACAAAAAGAGAUCUGGUUGUUGCAUUUAUGGGUGUUUAAAAUAUAAUUAAUACAAGGCAAUUUUUAUUUUGUAUAGUCCAAUAUCACAAAUCACAGAUUUGCUUCUGGGGGCUUUACAAUCUGUACAGCAAUACAACACCUUCUAUUGUUAGACCCACAAUUCGGACCAGGGAAAACUCCCCAAAACUCCCCAAACUUCCAUGACAGACGUGCAAUAGAUGGCGUGCACAGAAUAGACAAAAAUAGCAAAAUUACAGAAAUACAGCAUGGAAAAAGUAACAGAGCAAACUAAAACUUUCCCACAGUUACCUGCAGUAAGCAAAUCAUUGUAUUGGAAUAUGACGUACGUGCUGACCAACAUGCACGGACACUCACCCAUGUCUGCACAAUAUUUCCAAUCUUUGAAGUUUAGGUUUGCUACAUAGUUCUAUAAUACCUUCUCUAUUGCACAAAGAUAUGCAUGUCUGUUAGUAUUGCUAUUGUCAAAAAGGAUCUAUGUGGGGCAUUACUUAAUUGUUGCCUUAUACUGUAUGACCAUUAUUAUUCUCUUAACUGUAAGUAUGAAAGUAUUGAUGCAGCCAAUGGGUUGUGUGUACAUUCAGUUAGAGUGCAGCUACAUGAAAUGUACAGACAGACUGUCUUUUAAUUAAAGUGAUGUUGUUGCAGGUGACAGCAGGUAAAAACUGAUGCACACAAAUAAGCAUUUACUGUAUAUACAUCCAGAAGAAAUGGUGCUUCAUGCAGUGCGGCCCUUGGCUCAUGUGGAGUGUUGUUGCAGGUUACAGCUGUGUGCUGGUAGUGAACGUGUGGUGCAGCAGGCCAGUCUUGGCAGCAUGGUGAAGGCCCAGAAGUCAACUGGGAGGAAGAGCACUCACUGUCUCCGCAGAGAGAGUGGUGGUCAGACGGAGAUGGAGGAAGGCCAGCUCCAGUCAGACACCCAGCCCUCACCAGAGGCGAAGACCCAUGGAGUGGAAGAGUCCUCUGAUCAAACCCAACUCCAGACUUCGGCCUCAGCUGAGGAGCUGUCUGAGAACUGGGAUCAGACAGAAACUCCAAUGGACAUCCAGGAAAAGGGAGAUUCUGCUGCGCAGCCCAAGGGCAAGCCUCUAUGGAAGCCCAUCCCCCCUCUACUGGAGCCAUCUGAUUCCAACAGGAGCACUACCACUAAGACCAGAGACCAGAGCUGCCAGACUGAGGAGCAGCUUCAACAGUCCAGCGCCAGCUGCCAUGGUCAUAACACAGGUCACUGCGUGGAGCCUGGAGACCCUCCUCUGCUCCAGCAGCCUUUGCAGACCUCCAAAUCUGGAAUUCAGCAGAUAAUUGAAUGCUUCCGUUCAGGCACCAGCCAGCUGAAGCACAUGCUGCUGAGGGAGGUGGACACGAUCUUCGAGUGUAAACUCUGUCGCAGUCUGUUCAGAGGCCUGCCCAACCUCAUCACGCAUAAAGAGUACUACUGCUUAUCACGGCUGCCUGAGUCCGACGGUUCACCGGGUGAUGACAGACAGAGUGUAGCUAUUAAGGAUUUGUUGGAUGCAAUCUAUCCCAGAGUCGACCGGCCAGACUAUGUGGUUCGACUGGAGCCCAUCCAGACCACCACCAAGGCAGUUUUUCAGUACCUCACCACAGAGGAGGAGCUGGCUAGAUAUCCAUCGCACACAACCAGUGCUAGAGAGAGCCCGGUAGUGUGGGAGGGAGAACCAGUGGAGGAUGUUGACAACAAUCAGGCCAGCCAGCCAGGAGGGCCAGAAAGCCCAGGACACAACCAGGGACAGAGAAGAUGGGAGGCUGAAGAGGCAGCUAAAGAGGAGACGCCACAGCCUGAAGAUGAGGGAUCCACUAGUGGGGUUGAGGAUGUGACAAUCUCCUGUUGUCUGUGCGGUCAAGACUUUAACUCACGCCGCAGCAUUAGGCGUCACUGCCGCAAAAUGCACCAGACUAAACUCGAGGAGCUCCGAAAGUUCACGGAGACACGGACAGUUCCCACAAGCCUGCUCUCUAUGGUGAAAGGUCGGCAAAGGACUCUGAGCACACCUACUGGAAAAUCCUGCCCAGUGUGCCUCAAAACCUUUGCUACCAAAGCCAACGUACGCCGUCAUUAUGAUGAGGUGCACCGUGGUCUGCGGAGGGACACCAUCACACCCAGCAUUUCUUCGCGACCUGGCCAGCCCUUCUCUCUGGAGGUCACACCCCCCAGGAAGAGCAACAAUUCCUCUCCGACACGUGGCCACCACUCCAAGUCCACCCCUGUGAACUCUAAAACAACGCCUUCAAACCAAAACCAAGCCAAACCUCAGAGUCCACUUCCAGCCUCUCCACAGGCGAACCCGGCUUCAUGUCGCUGCACGCUCUGCAAGAGGAACUAUAGCUCUCAGCUUAUGUUGAAGAGGCACAUGCGUAUCGUCCACAAGAUCUACAGCAUCAAAAGUAACAGGUCUGCUACCACGACAACCUCCACUACUACAGCAGCCACUCCUAACAGCAGCAGCGCCAGCUUGGGCCCCAGCAACAACAUCCGAGUGAAAGAGGAAGCGGUUGAACCCUCAGAAGAAGACGACGAUGAGGACAUUGACAGCAGCCCGGCCCCGUCUCCCAGUGACAGCACUGGCACAAGUAAAGGUGUUUCUGUGGCACAUAACGCCAUGAAGGUGAAGGAGGAGGAAGCCCCGUCGAGCCCAAAGCUGACAUCACCCUUAUCCUCAUCCACCUCGCGUGCGGGCAACACGUGCAGCGGGGGAAUGGUCAACAAAAUGACUAAACUGUCUGUGGGUUUUGACUUCAAGCAGCUCUUCUGUAAGCUGUGCAAGCGACAGUUCAGCUCACGUCAGAACUUAUCUAAGCACAUUGAGCUGCACACGGAUGGCAACGACAUCUUCAUUAAGUUCUACCGCUGCCCUCUCUGCCGCUAUGAGUCACGUCGCAAACGUGACGUCCUGCGCCAUGUGACUGUGGUCCAUAAGAAGUCAUCUGGGUACCUAGCCAAGAUCAUGCCCAAGCUGGAGAGCAGGGCAGUCAAGAGGCUAGCUGAGGUCGUCCUCAACAACACGAACCCUAAGCGAGCAAGCGGCACCGUCAAGGAGGAAGUGAACGGACGCCACACCUCAUCGUCCUCUUCCUCCUCUCCCUCACCUCCUGUCACUCGCAAGCAAGAGUGCUCCACAACCGCCCCAACCGCCGGAUCAGCCUUGACCUCCUCCUCUUCUUCCUCCGCACCGCCGCCAGCUCCCGUCACUCGGAAACAGCAGGACCUCUCGUCCGCAACGUUCACCCCGUCCCCUCCUGUAACCCGUAAGCAGGAGAGACAACAAACCCAUCAGCACCGCCCCGUCACCCCACCAAUGACCCGCCGCAGUGAUAAACACACACACCAGCGCAACUCCUCCUCUUCCUCCACCUUACCCAGCAACCAAACUCCACACACCCGGCGGCAUGACACCCAGACAGAGAGCAGCAGCACCGGGACAUCCUCCACUGAAGUCAGGGUGACCAAGAAUUUCUCCCUGCACGCCUGCGACCAGUGUGGACGGGCCUUUGCUAAGAAGUUGUACCUGGAGUCUCAUAAGCGAAGCCAUCGUAACGCAGCAACGGCAGCAGCCAACAGGAGGAAAGGAGUCAGCACCCGCUCCAAAUCCCUGGUCUGGUGAAAAAACACAGUGUCCACAGGGGAUGAUGGGCGAGCGAGCCACUAACAAUGAAGAAGAGAAAACUUUUCAAUCAGAAAAAAAAACAGACGGAUGGAACAAGCACAGACAAGAGAUGAAGGAAACAAACAAAAAGGAACAAUGGAGCAUGAUAGAGGAACGAAGGAAGUAUGAAGGAUUUUCCACCUUUUUGCUUAAGAACCAAAUAUAUUAUUGGAGAUUUUUGUAUAGAUUCAUUAUGAAGCCAGCCAGCUGUAGUGCACAAACUGGCCGGACGGUGGCGCUGCUAUCCACGGAGAGACUGUAGUGAAAAGUAGAUUCACUACUACUGUAUAUAUCUGUAUUUACUUACUACAGUAUGUAAAUAUAGAUCCAUACACAGAUGACUGACUUGUACUGCUUUGCUCUUGGUAAACAAAGUUAACAAAAAGGAUGAAGACAUACUAUGGAUGUGUGUGUGUGUGUCUCUGUCUGUCUGUGUGUGUGUGUGUGUGUGUGUGUGUGUGUGUGUGUGUGUGUGUGUGCAUGCGUGCACGAGUGUGAAAGAAGGAGGGAAUCAGAACUGGAUUGUGUCCUCCAAAAAACUGACUGGAAACAAACGUUUUUUGUUUUUUUUUUUCCCGAUAAGAAAAAGCAGAAUUUGACCCUUAACAAUCCCACACCAAUGCAGAAAACCUUGGGUCCUUAGCUAUUAGCAUUUCAAACCAAUUAAUUUUCAACUUGUACUGUAUGUAUAAUCCCACCUUAAAUAGUGUGCUGAGAGUGAAGAAUACAACAGAAUAUCAACAGAAUAUACAUAUUCAUCCCCUACUUUUCCCCUGACAUAGACAAGUGUUUUCCUUCCUGUAAUUCUUCAGAAGGGUAGAUUCUUGCCUUAGAGUGGAAAAUCACUUUCAUCUUCUCGUGUAAGCGCUUCCUGUUGACACAGAGGAGCAAACAGAUCGCUGCACUGUAACAUUCGUCAUGCUAGCAGUCCAUAGUCUGAUUUAGUCACCUGUUGUAUUUGCUUUACUGUCUGACCAACAGCAGUCUUAUAAAAGAGGAUCAAAAAGUUCAUAAAUUACAGGGUAUGGUCAAAAUAAGAGAAAACCAAAAGUGCAUUUUGCAGUUUUCUUUAAAAACUGCUGUUUCGUAUAUCACUUAUUUUCUGUUCUUUUCUGCUGGACUGAUUGCAUGCUUGUGAAAGGUAUUUCCUUUACUUUGACCGUAUCCUCUUUUACCUUCAUAUAUCAGACAGGUGAUCAGCCUCAGCAAUAGACUGGUUGUAAAAAAAAAAAAAAAAACCCGCCAGACUAUGGUCAUCAGUCUUUUUUUUUUUUUUUUUUUUUUUUUUUAAUCGAUUAUUUUCUUGGCAUUUCUGCUUUUUUCGACAGCGACAGCCAAGGGUGCUGGUCGCAAUUGAACCCGCGCCACUGCGGUAAUGAUACGUGGUACACACUCUACACAGUGAGCCACCGGAGCGCCGCUAUGGCCAUCAGUUCUGUGUAGGUUUGCUAGGACUAAAGGAGUUAUGCUCUGAAAUGAAGCAAAGUGUCACCUUUGCUCACAGAAUAAUCAAAAUCCUACAAAAGGCACUAAUUAUGAUGAUAUAAAACAAUAUGUGGUAGCACAAUGAUAAUACGUCUAUGUUACAUUAAUUUUCCUUUAAAUAUGGAUUAUUUUGGGACAUAACAGCUCAGUUCAACUGUUAACUCUAAGGUACAGUAUGCUACCACUGGCGAAACAUUCAAACUAUCAAAUAUACAAUCAUUAAGGCCUACAUGGCAGAUCAUUUGUGUUAAUGCAUGAGAAUCCAAUUAACAGUGAGCAGGAAAGAUAGACCUGCCCAUUGAUUGAGUGGUAAUGUGUGAAUGCACAUUUUUGCAGACAGGCAGCUUUUAGUUUUACUGUAACAGCCGUACUGCUUCAGACAUUACAAACCAUUAACUGGAAUACUUCAAUUUCUGCGUCCAGCGACAUAAUUUUGUCAUCUUGCUUGUUACAAACUUUCAGAAAGCAGUUGCAACACAGCAUCACUGCACUGUACUCCACUUACUGCUGUAAUCUACUGUUGGUGGUGCUAGUCAUGAUCAUAAUGGGCCAAAAUAUGGGAGAUGUAAACACACACACAUAAAAAGGAAAGCUACAUGCCUGAGUAAGAAACAUCAUUUAAUUCUCCUAACGUAGAAGUUUACAUUCAAGUUUUUGUUCCAUUAACAAAAUAUGCAGGGGCUCCUUAAAUCAACUUUUAAACUAUUUUAUUUUUAAACCCGUAUAAUCGCCAUUUAUUUGAACUACACUAAAUGCUGCAUCAGUUCCAUUCAAAAUGUGCUUUCAUGUACUCAAACUUGAGGGGGGCUGCGCUUGUUGGACACACCCCGAGGUAGUCUUUGAAACACUGGCACAUGACAGGAGGAGGGAGGAAAGGAACGGAGGAAGACCAAAUGUAGAUAUGUCUUAAUGUUCAAACAGAAAGCCAUGAAAUGGAACAAAACCAGAAAAAAGGAAAGACCAAACUCUAUUUUUAUAACUGAAAACGCUAGUGCAACAAGGUCUUGAAAACGUGUAUUGAUUCAUCCCACAUGGAUGGUAUAAAUAAUAGUUAUAAUAGUCACAAUAGUUAUUGACUUGUACUUAACUGUUGGUUGACCAUAUGCUUCAAACAUGUCUGACUAGUUACUACUCUGUCAAUGUUUAAUACUGAGGCAACUUUGCAUUGUUCCAGGAUUAGUUGUCUUUUUUUUUUUUUUUUGUAUCUCAUUCCUUUUGAAGGACAUGUUUUUUGUUUUUUUGUUGGAAUGUGUCAGGAGGAGAACAGGAAUCAAACCUCAAGAGAUUCUUAAGCCUUUUUUUUUUCUCCUUUACAUCUUGUCAUUUCCUUCAUCGUCAGUUGUAAUAUGUUAUUAAGCUCACCUUCUAGAGAACCUGAGAGGAGUUAGAGAAGCCUUUCAAAUGUGACAAGAAUGUUAAAACCAACCACUUAUGUACUAAAUAAAAAAUGUACUGCUUCAAAACCUC
Messenger RNA from Thunnus maccoyii (southern bluefin tuna), 15531 nucleotides. RefSeq names its product zinc finger protein 800b (gene znf800b). Bases 9583 to 12537 code for a protein of 984 amino acids. The transcript has 11 exons. NCBI's taxonomy places the organism in Eukaryota, Metazoa, Chordata, Actinopteri, Scombriformes, Scombridae. The record is from RefSeq and is a predicted model, not a curated record.